Bicyclus anynana (squinting bush brown) is the source of this 7087-nucleotide messenger RNA. Its product is annotated as CCR4-NOT transcription complex subunit 1-like. Gene Ontology annotation, molecular function: molecular adaptor activity. The record is from RefSeq and is a predicted model, not a curated record. NCBI's taxonomy places the organism in Eukaryota, Metazoa, Arthropoda, Insecta, Lepidoptera, Nymphalidae. Gene Ontology annotation, biological process: nuclear-transcribed mRNA catabolic process, deadenylation-dependent decay. Gene Ontology annotation, cellular component: P-body; CCR4-NOT core complex. The coding region runs from base 203 to 6526 and encodes 2107 amino acids. The transcript is spliced from 16 exons.
UAUUAAAACAGAUUUAUAAAAUAUCUAAGUCCUAGGGGUUAUUAGCUUACUAAAUACAUUUUAGGGCCCAUAAUAUUACAAAUAAUCAUUUAGUUAAAACUUUACCUGAAUCUGUGAGCAAGGUCGACAUCACUAUUCCAUCGUUAUAAAAAUCGGAGUAAAGUUAUGUUACGUUGUUGAAAUAUCAUUUUUCAUCGAAAUUAUGAAUUUGGAUCCCCUAACGUUUAGUUUAUCACAAAUCAAUUGUCUCGUCGCUAAUCUAAACAAAAAGAAUUUCAAGCAGGUCAAUCGAGAAUUGACUCAGAUUAUCAGCUUGUAUGGCUCGGAAGCAGAACGGCGCGUGCUGAGGUGCUUGCUCGCCGAGGCGGCGAAGGGCAUCGAGAGCGACGCUCCCUCCGGCGCUGCUGGCGCUGCCGCCGCGCUGCUGGCGCAGCAGCUGGCCGGCCUGCUCGACCACCCGGCCAAGGCGACACUCGUGUGCAGUGUGCUCGACGACCCGCCCGAGGCUGUGCAGAAGGCUUUGAAACCUAGCAACACUUUGUUCAGUCGCUUCGCAAGGUUGCUGAAGUUCACCGUCGCGCAGGAGAUCGCCUUCUCGCUAGUUCUGAAAAACUCUUCGCUCAGACCCGACGUCGCGACCCUGGCCGAGCGGCAUCUCAACGAGCGGCUUCUGGACUUCGUUCGGUGCUACCUUGAUGCAGAUCGGGGACACGAGGCGGAGGUCGCGGGCGUGCGCGAGUGCGGGCCCGGGGUGCUGCAGCCGCUGCUGACUCGCCUGCCCGCCGGCCCGCGCCGCGCGCUCCUGCAGCGCCUGCGCGCCGCCCUGCCGCGCGACGCGGCGCCCGUGCUGCUCGCGCCGCUGCUGUACGCCGACGACACGCGCGCGCCGCCGCGCCGGGCCGCAGCGCGCGCCGAGCUGGCCGCCGCCAUGGCGCACCGCUCGCUGGCCGACGGCGUGCGCGAGCUGGGCUACCGCUUCACCGCCUCCGCCGACGAUUGCCGCAGCUUCCUGGCCGACCUCGGCGCGCGCCGGCCCGCGCCCGCCGACGUGGCGCGCGCCGUGGCCGCCAUGGUGCGCUACGACGGCGCGCGCGAGCCGCCCGGCGCCGCCUGGGACGCCGACGCGUUCGCGCGCGCCGUGCGCGACGCGGCGCCCGAGCUCGACUGGCGCGACGUCGUGCCGCAGCUCGACCACCCCGACUUCCUGGUGCCCGACCGGCGCGGCCUGGGCGCGCUGGUCGCGCUGCUGCGCGCCGGCCUGCGCGACGCCAUCCCGGCGGACGCGCUGCUGCGCCCCUGGGCCAACCUGGACGGCCAGCUUAGCCUCGUGUCGCACGCGCUCAGGCACCCGGACGUGUUCAGCUUCGCGGAGCACCCCGUGCGGCAGGUCGCCGUCGACGCGCUGAAGGCGCCGCCCGAGGCGGACGACAGGGAGGCGGCCACGUGGCGCUGCCUGCCCCUGCUGGAGCUGCUGCUGCACGCCGCGGAGCGCGGCCGCGACGUGCGCGAGCUGCUGGAGCCGCCGGCGCGCCGCUGCCCCGACGUGCUGCUGCUGGCGCUGCUGGCGCUCGGCCCGCCCGCGUGCGCGCUGGGCCGGGAGCUGCUGGCGACGCUCGUGCCGGUGUUCCUCGCCGGCCACCCCAACGCGGGCGCGCUGCUGCAGCUGGCGUGGCACGCGCCGGGCGCCGCCGCGCGGCCCGCGCUGCUACACGCCAUGGCGGAGUGGCACGCGCGCGGCGACGGCGACCAGGCGCGCCUGUCGCGCGCGCUGGACGUGGCGCAGGAGCUGAAGGCGCUGUCGGCGCUGCUCGACGUGCGCGCCUUCCCGUUCGCGAUCGAGCUGGCGUGCCUGGCGGCGCGCCGCGAGUACCUCAAGCUGGACAAGUGGCUCGCCGACAAGCUGGCGGAGCACGGCGAGAGCUUCGCGGCGGCCGCGCUGCAGCUGCUGCGGCGCCGCCGCGCGCCCGACGACGCGGCGCUGGCGGCGGGCCUGCGCCUGUGCGCGCCGGCCGCGCCGCCGGAGCUGCGGGACGCCAUCCUCGGCGCGCUGGCCGCCCGCGAGCCGUGGCCCGGCGCGUUCGCGCCGCAGCUCGACGCCGUCGCCGGCUUGGCGCCCGGCUUCGCCGGCCUGUCGCUGAGCGCGCCGGCGUUCGCCUCGGCCGGCGCGCCCGGCUCGCCCGCCAGCUUCGCCGCGAUCCCGAUGCCGCCGGCCGCGCCCGAGGACGCCGGCCGGUUCCUGGCCGCGCCCGCGUCGAAGGACGUGGAGGACGAGGCGAGCGGCUACUUCCAGCGCAUCUACAACCGGCCGCCGACGCUGUCGGUGGAGGAGGCGCUGGACGUGCUGAGCGCGUUCGGCGAGUCGGCGGCGCCGCGCGAGCGCGAGGUGUUCUCGUGCAUGCUGCGCAACCUGUUCGAGGAGUACAAGUUCUUCCCGCAGUACCCGGACGCGGACCUGCGCACCAACGCGCAGCUGUUCGGCGGCGUGCUGGCGCGCGGCGCGCUGCCGCCCGACGCGGCGGCGCUGGCGCUGCGCCUGGUGCUGGACGCGCUGCGCAAGCCGGAGGGCUCCAAGAUGUUCCGCUUCGGCGUGGCGGCGCUGGACCGGUUCAAGGCGCGCCUGAAGGACUACCACAAGUACUGCGAGCACGUGCGCGCCAUCCCGCACUUCCGGGAGCUCCCGCCGCACCUGGUGGAGUACGUGGAGUGCGGCGCGCGCGGCCGCGAGCCGGCGCCGGAGCCGCCCGCCCACAGGCCCGCGGCGUACGCGCCGGGCGCCGCCGAGCCGGCCGCCGGCCGCCCGUCCAUCGCCAACGCCACCAACAUCGACACGCUGCUGUCCGCCGCCGACGCCGAGCGGCCGGCGGCGCCGCCCGAGCCCGUGCGCGACAAGACGGCCUUCAUCUUCAACAACCUCAGCCAGCUCAACCUGCCCGCCAAGUGCGCGGAGCUGCGGGAGCUCGUCGCCGAGGAGCACUACGAGUGGCUGGCGCAGUACGUGGUCAUGAAGCGCGCCUCCAUCGAGCUCAACUUCCACGCGCUGUACGCCAGCCUGCUGGACGAGCUGGGCGCGCGCGCGCUGCGCCGCCUGGUCGCGCGCGAGACCUACCGCAACAUCGGGGUGCUGCUGCGCUCCGAGAAGGGCAUCGCCAACUUCUCCGACCGCUCGCUGCUCAAGAACCUCGGCCACUGGCUCGGCGUGCUGACGCUGGCGCGCUGCCGGCCCGUGCUGCAGCGGGAGCUGGACCUCAAGACGCUGCUGCUGGAGGCCUACCACCGCGGCCAGCGCGAGCUGCUGUACAUCGUGCCCUUCACCGCCAAGGUGCUGGAGUCGUGCGCCCGCAGCGCCGUGUUCAAGCCGCCCAACCCCUGGACGAUGGCGCUCAUGGGCGUGCUGGCCGAGCUGCACCGCGAGCCCGGCCUCAAGCUCAACCUCAAGUUCGAGAUCGAGGUGCUCUGCAAGAAGCUCAGCCUCGACAUCUCCGAGCUGAAACCCUCCCUGUAUCUGAGGGACCCCGAAAAAUUGAAAACCAUCGAGUUUCAAUGUUCGCGCCCCGACGUCGCCCCCGAGCCCGCGCCGCCGCCGCCGCCGGCCGAGCCCGCGCCCGCCGCGCCGCCGCCCGCGCCGCGCUUCAGCUACGCCGACGUGGACGUGUCGUCGACGGCGGCGCUCGGGCGCGAGCUGGCGGGCGGCGCGCACGUGGCGCUGCUGCAGAGCCACCCGCAGCUGCAGCCGGCCGCGCGCGCCGCCGUCGAGCGCGCCGUGCAGGAGUGGAUCCACCCCGUCGUGGACCGCUCCAUCAAGUACGCGCUCACCACCAGCGAGCGCCUCAUCCGCAAGGACUUCGCGGCGGACCCCGACGAGACGCGCAUGCGCACGUGCGCGCACCACCUCAUGCGCAACCUCACGGCCGGCAUGGCCAUGAUCACGUGCCGCGAGCAGAUCCUGGCCACCGUCAGCGCCAACCUGAAGGCGGCCUUCGGCGCCGCGCUCGCGCCGAGCGGCGCGCUGCAGAAGGACGUCGUGGAGAGCGCCGCGGCGGCGCUGGCCGCGGAGAACGCGGAGCUGGCCUGCGCCUUCAUCCAGAAGACGGCGGUGGAGAAGGCGCUGCCGGAGCUGGACAAGCGGCUGGCGGACGAGUACGAGCGGCGCGAGCUGGCGCGGCGCGAGGGCCGCGGCCUGGGCCCGGCGCCGGGCGCGGAGCGGCUGCCGGAGCGCGUGCGCGUGCGCGCGGGCGGCGCGCCGGCCGAGCGGCUGGCCGUGUACGAGCAGUUCGCCUGCAACAUCCCCGGCUUCGCGCCGCUGCCGUGCGCGCCGCCGCCGCCGCCGCCGCCGCCGCCGCCAACGCAGGCGUUCGGGCGCGACGCGAGCGCGCUGCUGGGCGCCGUGCAGGCGUUCCUGGCGGGCGCGGCGCCGCUGCCCGCGCUGGCGCCGCUGGCCGCGCUGGCGCUCCGCCUGCACGACGCGCUGGCGCUGGCCGGCCGCGGCCAGGACCUCGCACUGCUGCAGACGGCGGUGGAGGGGCUGCUGGGCGGGCGCGUGCGCGGCGCCGAGCACGCGGAGCAGCUGGCGCGCUUCCGCGAGCUGCACGUGCGCGCGCUGCGCCUGCUGGCCGACGCGGGCGGGCGCGCCUGGCUGCGCGAGCACGCGGCGCGCGCGGCGGCCGCGGCGCCCGACGACCUGCGCUACAACCUGGAGGCCGUGGAUUGUCUCGUCAGGAACCAGCUCCUCGACCUGCCGCAGUACGACGCGGCGCUGGCGCAGCUCAUGGACGACGGCAACAACUUCGCGGCGGUGGCGUUCGUGACGCAGCUGCUGCGCCUCUACCUGCACGACGAGCGCGAGCCCGCCUGCGCGCCCGACGCGCUGCGCCGCUGCACCGACGCGCUGCUGCGCGCCGCGCGCCCGCCCGCGCCCCCGCCCGCGCCCGCCGCGCACCUGCACGACGGCGUGCUGCUGGCGCGCCGCGACGAGCCGGCCGGCGCGCGCGACGCGGCCGACGCGCUGCUGGGCGAGUGGCGCGCGCUGGCGGCCGGCGCGCGCGCCGACGGCGAGCUGGCGCGCCACUUCCCCGCCUUCGUGCAGCGCAUGAGCGCGCGCGGCGUGCUGCAGUCGGACGCGGCGCUGGCGCGCUUCCUGCGCCUGGGCGCCGAGCAGUGCGCGCGCCACGUGCGCCGGCUGCUGGCCGCGGGCGCCGAGCGCGCCGCCUGCCACGCGCCGUGCGACGCCUUCGUGCGCCUCGUGGCGCUGCUCGUCAAGAACACGGCCGACGCGGCCGACCCCACGCCCAAGCUCAACUUGCUCAACAAGACGCUGGGCAUCCUAGCGGGCUGCCUGCUGCGCGACCAGCAGGAGAGCGGCGUGGAGUUCCAGCAGCUGCCGCACCACCGGCUGCUGCUGAUGCUGUUCCUCGACAUGGACGCGCCGGAGCCGGUGCUGGAGGCGAUGAACUACCAGAUAUUGACUGCUUUCUGCCACACCCUGCGGCUCGUGCGCCCCGCCGUGGCGCCCGGCUUCUGCUACGCCUGGCUCGAGAUCGUGGCGCACAGGGCCUUCGUGCACAGGGUGCUCGCCGCCACGCCGCAGCAGAAGGGCUGGGGAAUGUACUGCGAGCUGCUGGUCGACCUGCUGCAGUUCCUGUCGCCGUUCCUGCGCAACACGGAGCUGGCGCCGCCCGUGGCCAAGCUGUACCGCGGCGCGCUGCGGCUGCUGCUGGUGCUGCUGCACGACUUCCCCGAGUUCCUGUGCGACUACCACCACGCGCUGUGCGACGACAUCCCGCCCAACUGCGUGCAGCUGCGCAACCUGGUGCUGUCCGCCUUCCCGCGCGACAUGCGCCUGCCCGACCCCUUCACGCCCAACCUGAAGGUGGACCUGCUGCCCGACAUCGCGAGCGCGCCGCGCGCCGCCGCCGACUGCGCCGCGCGGCUGCCGGCGCGCCUGCGCGGCGAGCUGGACGCCUACCUGCGCGCGCGCGCGCCCGUCACCUUCCUGUCCGAGCUGCGCACGCACAUGCAGGUGGAGGGCGAGCCGGGGCGGCGCUACGACAGCCGGCUGAUCAACGCCGUGGUGCUGUACGUGGGCACGCGCGCGCUGGCGCAGCUGGCGGCGUGCGGCCUGGCGCCCGGCGCGGCCAGCGUGGCGCACUCGGCGCACAUGGACGUGUUCCAGAGCUUCACCGCGGACUUCGACUACGAGGGGCAGUACCUGUUCCUGAACGCGGUGGCGAACCAGCUGCGCUACCCCAACAGCCACACGCACUACUUCAGCUGCUGCCUGCUGAGCCUGUUCGCGGAGGCGCGCUGCGCCGCCGUGCAGGAGCAGAUCACGCGCACGCUGCUGGAGCGGCUCAUCGUCAACCGGCCGCACCCCUGGGGGCUGCUCGUCACCUUCAUCGAGCUCAUCAAGAACCCCGUCUACAAGUUCUGGAGCCACGACUUCGUGCACUGCGCCCCCGAGAUCGAGAAGUUGUUCGGGUCGGUGGCGCGCUCCUGCAUCGCCGAGCCGAGCGGCGCCGAGCCCAGCUGACUGCGCGAGUGACCUACAAAGCAGCUCGCUGCGCCGCCACUGCUGACGUGCCCCAACGAGCACUGGUGCCCCUACGAGCGCGUGUGUCCCUACGAGCACUGGUGCCCCUUUGAUCACUAGUUCCCCCACAAGCGCUUGUGCCCCUACGACCACUAGUUCCCCUACGAGCGCAUGUGCCCCUUCGAGUGUGUGUGCCCCUACGACCACUAGUUCCCCUACGAGCGCAUGUGCCCCUUCGAGUGUGUGUGCCCCUACGAGCGCGUGUGCCCCUACGCGCACUGGUGCCCCUACGAGCUCGUGUGCCCCAGCCGCGGCGAGCGCCCCUCGCGUGCUCUGGUGCCGGCACCCUCUUUUUGAAUAGUGGCAGAUAUUGAUUAUUUUAUUAAGUUAAAUGAGUACCUAAGUAUAAAAACAAUCUUAUAUGUUGUUAUGUAGUAAUCUACAGUCAGUGAUUCCUAAUUAUUUAAGAAAAGGUGUUUUUGUUUAUAGUUCUUUAUUUUUGCGUAGCAAACUGAUUCUGUAUAAGAUUAACUAUUUUCGUAUAAUAAAAAUUCAACAAUA